Messenger RNA from Prorocentrum cordatum, 1688 nucleotides. NCBI's taxonomy places the organism in Eukaryota, Dinophyceae, Prorocentrales, Prorocentraceae. The record is from the annotation of a GenBank genome assembly.
GUCUGGGCGGAGGCCGGUUGGGUCCUGCGAUCGGAUUGGCGCUUGAUCGAUCCCUACGGCUCCGUGCGGGCCAACAUGCUCAUCCUGAUCAAGGAGUCUACUAUCGACUGGUGCUCCCUGAAGGCCCACACCCGGAAGCAGCUGACCACGCUCGGCCGCAUCGACGUUGCCACCACGCUUGCCUACCCCAUGGAGCUGGGCGACGUGGCCCGCGGGCGCCCGAUGGCGGUCUUGACGGGCCUGGUCUACACCAACGCUGACUUCGCCCGGGUACAUCAGAUCUCCCUGCACGACGACCUCCGGUCCUCCGUGCCGGAGCUGCUGGCGCCUGCUGUGCCGGACCUGCCGCUUGUCACUUUCGGCCUGUCCCAGCUCCUCCCUGGCGAACGGGCUUUUUGGACACAUCUGGAAGGGACGCCUGUCCAGCCGCUGCCCCUGUGGGCCACGCUGCCAAUCAGAGGCGAAACGUAUGACUUCCAGGACUUCUUCUCGGAUGGCUCGGCUGACCCAACAGAUGACCCCCGCUGGAGGGUCGCUGGGUCUGGUGUCGUGUGGCGACAGGCAAGCCCGUCUGGCGCAACCCAAUGGAGACGGUACGCCACCCCGCUGCCGGGCCUGGUGCAGACCAUCACGAGGGCGGAGCUUCUCCCCCUGGUCCUCUUGGUUGAGAAUGUCGUACAGCCCCUCCGUGUCUUCAUUGACAACAAGAGCGUCGUCUCGGAGGCCAUCCUCCUGAUCUCUGCAGGUGGCCGUGGCCUUCCUUGGCCGUAUGCCACCCGUCCGAAUGGUGGCUUGUGUAAGCGGUUUGACGCAGCCCUCCGGGCGCGCCCCGGCCGCGCCGUGGUCGUGCAGAAGGCGAAGGGCCACGUUGACCCGUCCGAGGUGCAGAGCUCAUUCGAGCAUCCCAUGGUGUGGGGCUGGACUUUCUCCUGGUCCAACGUGAACGCUACCCUGCCAGCUGGGUUGACGCACGCGCAGCUCCCCCACGGCCGGGUAUUUUACGAUCGUCUGCUGAAGUGGUGGGGCACCUUGGCCUGGCCGGCCCCGUGCAACUCGCCUCCCGACCCUGGCUUCGGGCAGGUCAGCUGCGUCGAACUAGCGGUGCUUUUCGAGCUUGAGACCCACACGCGGCUCCCGGUCCUGGUGGACCGCAAGUGGCACUUGCCCGACUUGGCCCCGUCCGUCAACGUUGCCCAGCAGACCCUCAAGCAGAAGAGCAUGCUUUUCCAGGCCGCGCUGUGCAUCCUGCAGAAGUAUGCAGUUGGUUUUUUGGCGCCGCCCCGGUGCUUUUCGACCGCAUGGCGAAUGCACGGCUGCACGCAGAAGGACACGUCGCAUUCUCUCGCCAUGCGCCCGCGCAUGCGCUGUCCUGCCAUGGUGCACCAGUUGGAGCAAUUCUUUCGCAUUCCAUCAGUGCGCCGAGCGCGUUCGCAGAUGGAUCAGCCCUUCGCGGCAGUCUUCGGAGGAGCGCCAGCUGUGGACGUCCUUGACCACGCGCAUGCGGGCGAUGCGCUGUCUGUGAUCCUCGAUCUCGGCACAGACCCGCCCACUGACGCAGUCACACUUGCGAGGCUUCACGUUGAGAGCAGGCGUGAGGGCGCUGAGCAGCACUCCGUUGCGAACAAGGCCCGCGCGCGCCGCGACGGCCGCGGCCUCGUGCUCUCCGACGCCGGCCACGUGUCGUAUAC